GAUUCCAACCUCCUCUCCCAAAAGAGAUAGCUUUUCGGUUGGGGGAGAGAGAGAGAGAGGGUCAGGUGUUAGUGGCGGCGCAGUGCUGCAACCAACUGUAAACAACCGCAAUCUCCACAGCAAUUCAACUUAAAUUAAAUUUCAAUUUUCAUUUGGAUAUUUUAUUCAGAAAUUGAAAUAUCAGCUUCUUUGGCGUUGUUCGUUUUUUGCCUCGCCCAUCUGGCCAAUAGCAUAAGUAUAUACCCUCUCUCUCUCUCUCUCCUCUCUCACAUUCUCUCUCUAAAGCCUUUGUAUUUGUCCCGACAUUGGUGAUUUCCUAGAAGCCUCCUGAAAUCCCCACACGCAUAUGGUACAAUCUCUCUCUCUCUCUCUCUCUCUCUCUCGCACGCGCACACUCUCUUUCUGUGGAGUGCAUUUUGGAGCUUCUUCAAGCGAUCCAGAUUUUCGGUGUUUUUAUAGGAUCUCAACUUUUUGCAUUUUUUGUGGCAUUGUUCUUGCGAUUUCAGAUCUGCGAAAUCACGAAAAAGAUCAUCUACAACAUUUGAACUGUGAUCAUAGUUGUGGUGGAAAUACUAGUCCAGUGAGCGAUGCAAUUCGGAAACGUGUUUCACGAGCUAUUCGAGAUGAGAGGUGACAAGGGGAAGAAAUCAAGAAGAGGAGGGGAAGAGAGGAAGCACACGCGCCGCCGUGCGAAAUCUCACAUUGCCCCGGAACAUACAUUGUCAUCACCCGCAGCAGUUGAGCAAACCAAGUGGGCAAACUUGCCCCCGGAGUUGCUUCUCGACAUAAUCCAACGCGUUGAAGCGAGUGAGACUUCCUGGCCUGCUCGGAGGGAUGUGAUUGCUUGCGCUUCGGUUUGCAAGUCGUGGAGGGAGAUUACGAAAGGGAUAGUCAAGACUCCAGAGCAAUGUGGCUGGCUUACCUUCCCUGUCUCACUCAAGCAGCCGGGACCAAGAGAUGAUCCGAUCCAGUGCUUUAUUAAGAGGGAAAGAGAAACUUCAACAUACCUACUGUAUCUUGGUCUUAGCCCUGCUCUGUGUGGGGACGUGAGUAAGUUAUUGCUGGCAGCAAGGAAGGUCAGACGGGCAACAAGUACACAUUUUGUUGUGUCCUUGGUUGCAGAUGAAUUCUCUCGAGCAAGCAUUACUUAUGUUGGAAAAUUGAGGUCUAAUUUUCUGGGAUCCAAGUUUACCGUUUAUGACAGUCAGCCUCCACAAGACUCAGCAAUCCAAACAAAUUAUCAGUCACAUCGAAAAAUCAAUCCAAAGAAGGUAUCUCCAAGGAUGACUGCUGGUAGCUAUAGUGUUGCUACUGUAUCGUACGAGCUCAAUAUCCUCCGAACAAGGGGACCAAGGAGAAUGCAAUGCAUCAUGCAAUCAAUACCCAUGUCAGCAGUUCAGGAAGGGGGCGUUGCUCCUACUCCAACAGAGUUAGCGACCUGCCUUCCUCCAAAUUGCUGUGCAUUGCAAGUUUCAAAGGGAUCGAAGCAGCUUGCCAACUUUUGCUCUAGUGACCCCACAACGGAUUUGGAACAAGGCACAAAAGAUCCGGUCAUUUUGAAAAACAAAGCUCCUAGAUGGCACGAGCAGCUGCAGUGUUGGUGUCUGAAUUUUAAGGGACGCGUUACAGUGGCCUCUGUGAAGAAUUUCCAGCUGGUGGCCGCUGCAGAGCCUUGCCAUAAUGCUCCAUUGGCUGAAGAAGAGAAAGUAAUACUGCAAUUCGGGAAGAUUGGUAAAGACAUUUUCACAAUGGACUAUCGCUACCCUCUCUCUGCUUUCCAAGCCUUCGCAAUUUGCUUGAGCAGCUUUGACACGAAACCAGUCUGCGAAUGAUUACUGUCUAUUCGCAUCACAUGACCAUCAUGCUCGUCUUCCCUUAGAAUGAACUGUAAAUAUACUUUUGAAACAGAGCACUUUAAGUUAUGGCUUUUGGUCAUCAGCAAGUGCCUUUGCUGAAGUUGCCGUAGUCUGUGUAAUGGCAGUAACCCGUAUAAAGCAUGCUGUAAGUUGCCAAUUUAUUUAUUUGCGUGAACGCAGUUGUAUGCAACUGGAGGAUGUACGAAAGUCCGUCUUUUCUCAUAAGGGUCUCUUGUAUUGAAUCUUGAUAUUCAAAUGCAAUUUUGUACAUAUUUCAUAUUAA
Pyrus x bretschneideri (Chinese white pear) is the source of this 2139-nucleotide messenger RNA. RefSeq names its product tubby-like F-box protein 5. Lineage: Eukaryota; Viridiplantae; Streptophyta; Magnoliopsida; Rosales; Rosaceae. The record is from RefSeq and is a predicted model, not a curated record. The coding region runs from base 588 to 1832 and encodes 414 amino acids. The transcript is spliced from 5 exons. Gene Ontology annotation, molecular function: protein binding.